AUGACUUUCUCAAAACCAUUCUUCCUUUACCUCCUCUUCCUCUUUCCUCUCCUACACGUUUCACACCCAAAACAAUGCCCUCCUUCCUCAUGUGGCCGCGACGAUGUCCAUGUCCGUUUCCCUUUCUGGUUACUCUCAGAACAGGCUGAGUUCUGUGGCUAUGCGGGAUUCAAUCUCCACUGCACAGUUAGUCCCAGCAGGACAGCUCUCAAGCUUCCUAAUUCCGGAACAUUUCUUGUCCGGAAGAUCGACUAUUUAAGUCAGCAUAUACGUCUCUAUGACCCUGAAAAUUGUUUGGCAAGAAAGCUUUUGACCUUUGACAUUUCAGGAUCUCAAUUCUCUGUUCUCUACCUUGUCAGCUACACGUUCUUGAGCUGCCCUAAUGAGGUUGCAAAGUCAUCAGGGUUUCACUCCAUCCCAUGUCUAGGCAAUUCAACGACCUCUUUCUUGGCUACAACUAGUUUGGAUCUCGCGAAAUCUAUGCUGCCUUCUUGUCAGAUCGCAAAGACAGUAGCUAUUCCGGUUUCUCGGCCGAUUGUUGCUCAGAAACCAAGAUUCUCGACUGAUGUCAACGAUCAAGACCUUUGGCUAAAAUGGGAUUCUCCAAGUUGUAACGUUUGUGAGAUGAAGUAUUUGAGAUGUGGUUUCAUAAGCAAUGCUUCUCUUGAAGUCAAAUGCUUCUCUUUUGAAAAAUCCGGUCCUUUAGGCAAUGUUUAUGUAAGCGUGUCCAUAAGCGUAGCAAUCACCCUCUUUGCUAUUUUUAUUGCUAUCCGGAUAUACAAAUCCCAUAGGUUCGGUUUCCGAGGACAAGGGCAUUCAGCUAUUACAGGCGCAACCGUAACGCAUCAACCAAGAGAGGUUAUUAUGGCCACGAGGGGUCUUGACCAAUCGACAAUAGAAACAUACACGAAAAUAGAGUUGGGAGAAAGUAGAAGGCUUCCGGGAAAUAAUGGAAUUGUAUGUCCGAUUUGUUUAUCAGAGUAUGCGAGCAGAGAGAGCAUACGGUCCAUACCGGAAUGUGAGCAUUGCUUCCACGUGGAAUGUAUUGAUGCGUGGCUCAAGAUUCAUGGUUCAUGCCCUCUUUGUAGGAAUUCAUGUGCGUCAAGGAGAUGCUAA
Messenger RNA from Camelina sativa (false flax), 1116 nucleotides. Its product is annotated as putative RING-H2 finger protein ATL21A. The record is from RefSeq and is a predicted model, not a curated record. NCBI's taxonomy places the organism in Eukaryota, Viridiplantae, Streptophyta, Magnoliopsida, Brassicales, Brassicaceae. Gene Ontology annotation, molecular function: polysaccharide binding.